Perkinsus marinus ATCC 50983 is the source of this 447-nucleotide messenger RNA. RefSeq lists its product as hypothetical. Bases 1 to 447 code for a protein of 148 amino acids. The transcript has a single exon. The record is from RefSeq and is a predicted model, not a curated record. Lineage: Eukaryota; Perkinsozoa; Perkinsida; Perkinsidae.
AUGGUGCGGUUCGCUUCCAUCCUCCUUGCAUCCUUCUGCGUAAGUUUCAUGGUCGCCAUCGAGACCUCUCCGUUGAAGGCUAUUCCUUUGCCUAAUGGGGAGUAUGUCCCCUACGACCCAAUGGUAGACGGAAACCUCAUCUUCAAUGCUCAGGAGCAGACCUUCGACAUCAAGACUACAGUCGACGGUUGCCACCUUGAUGUCACGGGAAUGACGUUUUCCGCACCUACUCCCACUGAGACUAAGUACAAGUACAACAUUGCUAUCGGUUAUGACAAGACUGACCUCGAGAUCCAGGUCAAAAAAUGUGUGAAUACUCCGGUUACUAUUGACGACUUCGCAAAACCUCUAGAUUAUUAUUAUUGUGUUGCUGAAAAGAUGAAGAGGAACGCCAUAGUUGCGCAUUGGGGCAAGGCCCCCAGUAUGUUCACCCAUGAGGAUAAAUAA